Molecule: messenger RNA, 1430 nt
Organism: Elaeis guineensis (African oil palm)
Lineage: Eukaryota; Viridiplantae; Streptophyta; Magnoliopsida; Arecales; Arecaceae
Source: RefSeq, a predicted model, not a curated record
GACCUAGUUUGAGUAAUAUAACCAAAUCUAGCCCGUCUCAGGCUAUUUCAAUCCAAAUUCAGCUUAAAAUAGGGUUGGAUUGAAAAUAAAUUCAAUUCUUAUCAAAUAAAUAAAUAAAUAAAUUCAAUCAAGACGAGGGUUGGAUUUGAAUUGAGAGACAUGGAUACUAGAUUGGAUUAAUCCGAAUUCAAACCUCGAGUGCAGUCCCAGAAGUAGCCUUCUGAGUCUCCGGCGUCUUCUAAACCCCUCUCACUCUCGGUUGCUUGGAGCUUGGUGCAGGGAGGCAUCCAGCGCGCGACUGCGGAGGAGAGAAGAGAUACCGGAAGAUGACGGUUUUCCACUUCUUCAACUGCGCCAUCCUCACCUUCGGCCCUCACGCCGUCUACUACUCCGCCACUCCCCUAUCAGAAUAUGAUACUAUUGGAACUUCUGUCAAAGCGGCUGCUGUUUAUCUUGGAACAGCAUUAGUGAAGCUUGUUUGCCUGGCAACCUUUCUCAAUGUAUCUGAGAAUGACAGUUUUGAUCCAUAUCAGGAACUGCUGAAAGUAUUGAUCAAUUUUAUAGAUGUUGCUGGACUUUAUUUUGCGUUGACACAGUUGACUCACAGAAACAUCUCUCAAACUCAUAAAUUUCAAGCUGUUGGACUUGGUUGGGCUUUUGCGGAUUCUGUUUUGCACCGGCUGGUGCCUCUUUGGGUUGGAGCUAGAGGCUUGGAGUUUACAUGGGAAUACAUAUAUCAAGGUCUUGAAGCAAAUGCAAAUCUGGUAUUAAAUUUGUCCCUUGCUGCGCUAGGAUCCUUGAUGUGGCUAAGGAAGAACAAACCCAGGACUUUGAUUCCAAUAAUAUAUGCAUGUGCUGGGGUUCUUGCAACAAUGCCAUCUAUCACUAGCUAUUUGAGAAGAGCUUUGGGAUGGCAGACUUCAAAGUUGGUGGGCUUUGAAUUAUUCUCCUCUUUGAUGAUGGCCUUCAUCAGUUGGCAGCUUUUUUGUGCUUGUCAGAGGCCAGCCUAGCAAAUGGAGAUUGUCACCAGUUCAGCUAUUUGGUCAAGGGAAAGGUUAUCCACGACCUUUGAUUCUAUUUACCCAAAACCAAAGCCAAAGAAACUUCAGUUGUCAUGCUUGCAGCAACUUGGCCUGCUCUCUGAUUUCAGCAUAUGAUUUUGAGAUUAAUUUAACUUCUCUGCUCCAGCUGAGUACAGCGUGGAGCAAGCUCAGCGUCUUGUACUUUUAGAACUCUUGCACCGUAAUUCAAGUCACUUUUGAUUAUAAGUUUUUACCUAUGCUGACCGAGUGAAGUAAAAUUAUCAGGUAUUAUCGCAGCUAUGUUGUAAUCAUUUACUGCGCCUCCCGUUGUGAAGGUUCUUUAAAUUUUGUGGUUCUAUGCCUAUUUUUCCCUCAUCAAUGAGAACCUAUCCGUUUGGGUUCUGCUUA